AUGUCAUCGCCCCAAAACGUCACCUUUCUCUCCCGCAACUACAAACUUGCCGGUCACUUCUACCCUCCCGUGGCCGGCUCAACCGAUCGUUCUGGCGCAGCCAUUGUGAUUGCCCACCCUUGGACAUCCAUUAAGGAACAAUCACCAGCCAACUAUGCCCACGUUCUGACCCAAGCCGGCUUCACCUGCCUGACCUACGAUGCCGCUUACCAGGGCGAGUCGGAAGGCGAACCGCGAGACCUGGAAGAUCCCUACCAGCGUGUCGAAGAUAUCAAAUGUGCCGUGACCUACCUCAUCAGUCGCAAGGAUGUUGACUCCGAGAAGAUCGGUGUUCUCGGUAUUUGCGCAUCGGGCGGCUAUGCCCCCUUCGCAGCCCAAACAGAUCUACGCAUCAAGGCCUGCGCUGCCUCAGCCGCAGUCUGUGUCGGCACCAUGGCUCGUCGUGGACUUGAAAAGGACAGUUCUAACAUGGACGUCCUAAAGAUGCAGCUCGAGGCUGCUGGAAAGGACCGCAACAGCGACGUGGGUGGCGAGAAGGUCCCUAUCGUCCCUAUGCUCCCCGAGAAGCCGGAAGAUGCACCUGCAGACUUACCAGAGCCAUUCAGAGACUUGAUGAACUAUUAUCGUACCCCGCGUGCUUUCCAUCCUCGUGCGACGAAUACCAGUUUGCCUCGCGGCUGGGAUCUUAUGGGUAACUUUGAUGCCUUUGCGCAUAACGAUAUGAUUAGCCCGCGACCUUUGCUUAUGAUCACUGGUACCAAGGCGGCUACUAAGUGGUAUAGCGAGGAUGGUGUGGAAAAGGCCAAGGAGCCUAAGGAGCUGUAUGUUAUCGAUGGUCUAACUCAUGCGGACCUUUAUGACAAGGUUGAUGAGGCUGGUGCGAAGUGUGUCGAGUUCUUCGGAAAGAGCCUGGUCUGA
This is a messenger RNA of Penicillium cataractarum, 918 nucleotides long. RefSeq names its product alpha/beta hydrolase. The coding region runs from base 1 to 918 and encodes 305 amino acids. The transcript has a single exon. The record is from RefSeq and is a predicted model, not a curated record. Lineage: Eukaryota; Fungi; Ascomycota; Eurotiomycetes; Eurotiales; Aspergillaceae. Gene Ontology annotation, molecular function: hydrolase activity.